AUGGAGAAGCUGGAGAGCAACGAGGAGGCCGGAGCCCUGCCGCUGCGAGUAGAGGCGCUGCCGACUGAGGGGCAGCUGUGGGCCGCGGUCCGGUUGUUCCUGGUGGCCCACAUGCCCCACUCCUGGAAGCUCCUCGGGACGGUCCUGCGUGCCGAGGCGGCCAAGGGAGCCCUGGUGCCGCGCGACGGCGACCACCAGUGGUUCGUGGCCAAGUGCGGCGACGAACUCCGGGGCGUGCUGCUGGUGAUGCCGCUGGUCAAGAGCGGAGGCGCGGCAUCGUCCGUGAACGUGUCCGUGUUCGUGCCGCCGCAGCAGCAGCACGGCGAGGCGGUGUUGCGGGCGCUGCUGGACAGGGUCGAGUUGACGACGACCGGGGCCGCUGGUGGGCUGUGCGGCGAGGUCCGCUUCGCCGGGCUCGACAAGGCGUGGCUGCCCCUCGUGCGCGAGCGUGCGGCGGCGGCCGGCGCGCAAGAGUCGUGGUUCAACCCGUGUCUCGCGCUCCACUGCCCCGAGGCCCGCUUCGUGCGGCCCGCGCAGUCCGACUCAGCGGCUCACCUCCGCGCCCAGUCGCUCCGGCUCGACUCCAUUGCGGCCGAUUCGGCGGACACGCACACGGUCGUGUCGAAGUGGAAGUACGCCAGCGAGGAGAGCGACGACUACAUCGCCGCGUGCGUGGGGCACGCGCCUUCAUCGUGCCUUCGGCAGGGCGAUGAGAUGGUGGCCUGGAUUGGGGUGCACGCCGACAUGUCCCUCGGCUUCUUCUGGGUGCAGGAGUCCCACAGGCGGAAAGGACUUGGGAAGAUCUUGGCGGUGGACCAGGUGCUGAAGACCUUCGACUACGUGCGGCCGCACCUCGAGGCGGACCAAGUGGGGGCCUACUUCUUCACCGAGGCCGUCAACGACGCCUCCAAGAGCCUGUUCCAGAGCCUCGGCUUCGAGAUCUUCAGCGAAGUCUUCUGGAUUGCGUUCAAGCCCUCCUCCGGGGCGGAGGCUAGCGCGCAGCCGCCGGCCAGGAAGGAGAUGGCGAAGGUGAACCUCGCGGAGAAACUGGCCCUCUUCAGCGAGCACUGGAGCCCCAAAAUCGUGGGCGAGGUGGACAAUUUCGAUGUCAAGGUGGCCAAGCUGAAGGGCGAGUUCGUGUGGCACCACCACGAGCACGAGGACGAGCUGUUCCUCAUCAUCAAGGGCAAUCUGGUCAUCAAGGUGCGUGAGCAAGACGGGAGCGAGAGGGACAUCGACCUGCACGAGGGCGAUUUCUUCGUCGUACCCAAGGGCGUCGAGCACAAGCCCGUGGCCGCCGAAGAGUGUCACGUGAUGUUGCUGGAGAAGCGCGGCGUGCUCAACACUGGCAAUGUGCGCAGCCAGCACACUGUGGACAACCUCCAGCGGCUCUAG
This is a messenger RNA of Acanthamoeba castellanii str. Neff, 1395 nucleotides long. Its product is annotated as cupin domain containing protein. The coding region runs from base 1 to 1395 and encodes 464 amino acids. NCBI's taxonomy places the organism in Eukaryota, Discosea, Longamoebia, Acanthamoebidae. The record is from RefSeq and is a predicted model, not a curated record. Gene Ontology annotation, molecular function: acyltransferase activity, transferring groups other than amino-acyl groups. The transcript is spliced from 9 exons.